AUUUCAAAUCGCCCCAAGUGCGUUGCGUAGAGCUUUAAUUGUCGGUUGUGUGCGCGGGAACUCAGAAUUAUUAGAUUCACUAAAAGUUUCCUUGAAAUCGCUUGAAAAACUGGUUGCGAAUUAGGCCAGUUGCAAAUAAGUUGUGUGACUAAAAAACCUGUGUAUUUUCAAAAGUGGCUAUUCCCAUUACAUCGACAUACCCAAGAUGGUGUUGACCGAGGUCCUCUUCGUGGUGGUCGCCGCCCUGGUGGCGCUGUAUACCUGGUUCCAACGCAACCAUAGCUAUUGGCAGCGCAAGGGCAUCCCCUAUAUCCCGCCCACGCCGAUCAUUGGCAACACCAAGGUGGUCUUCAAGAUGGAGAACUCCUUUGGCAUGCACCUGUCGGAGAUAUACAACGAUCCGCGGCUGAAGGACGAGGCUGUGGUGGGCAUCUACUCCAUGAACAAGCCAGGCUUGAUUAUACGCGACAUAGAGCUGAUCAAAUCCAUUCUGAUCAAGGAUUUCAAUCGGUUCCACAACCGAUACGCCCGCUGCGAUCCACACGGCGAUCCCUUGGGCUAUAAUAACCUGUUCUUCGUCAGGGAUGCCCAUUGGAAGGACAUUCGCACCAAGCUCACUCCCGUUUUCACCAGCGGCAAGGUCAAGCAGAUGUAUACCCUGAUGCAGGAGAUUGGAAACGAUCUGGAGCUGGCACUGCAGAGGCAAGGCGAGAAUAACUCGGGGAGUUUCAUUACGGAGAUUAAGGAGAUCUGCGCCCAGUUCUCCACGGACAGCAUAGCUACUAUUGCAUUUGGCAUCCGUGCCAACAGCCUGCAGAAUCCCAACGCGGAGUUCCGUAACUACGGACGCAAGCUGUUCACCUUCACUGUAGCCCGUGCCAAGGACUUCUUCGUGGCCUUCUUCCUGCCCAAGCUGGUGUCGCUGAUGCGCAUUCAGUUCUUUACGCCGGACUUCUCCCACUUCAUGCGCAGCACCAUUGGCCACGUUAUGGAGGAGCGAGAGCGAUCGGGCCUGCUCCGCAAUGAUCUGAUUGAUGUCUUGGUGACUCUGCGCAAAGAGGCGGCUGCCGAGCCUUCGAAGCCUCACUAUGCCAAGAACCAGGACUUCCUGGUGGCCCAGGCAGGCGUGUUCUUUACGGCGGGAUUCGAGACCUCCUCCUCGACCAUGUCCUUUGCCCUGUACGAGCUGGCCAAGCAUCCAGAGAUGCAGCAACGCCUGCGCGAGGAGAUCAAGGAAGCUUUGGUGGAGGGCGGUGGGUCAUUGAGCUACGAGAAGAUCCAGUCCCUGGAGUAUCUGGCCAUGGUAGUGGACGAGGUGCUGCGCAUGUAUCCGGUGCUGCCGUUCCUGGACCGCGAGUACGAGAGUAUGCAGGGACAGCCGGACUUGAGCCUGAAGCCGUUCUACGACUAUACCCUCGAGAACGGAACCCCUGUGUUCAUACCCAUCUAUGCACUGCAUCAUGAUCCAAAGUACUGGACCAAUCCCCGCCAGUUCGAUCCGGAGCGCUUCUCACCCGCGAACCGCAAGAACAUAGUGGCCAUGGCAUAUCAACCCUUCGGAUCUGGGCCACACAACUGCAUUGGCAGCCGGAUUGGCCUGCUCCAGAGCAAGCUGGGCCUGGUCAGCCUGCUGAAGAAUCACUCGGUGCGCAGCUGCAAGGCCACCAUGAAGGACAUGAAAUUCGAUCCCAAGGGUUUCGUGCUCCAGGCGGAUGGUGGCAUCCACUUGGAGAUAGUAAACGAUCGCCUCUACGAGCAGAGCGCUCCAUCGAUCCAAGAUGCGACACCAGCUCAAUUUUUAACCCCCAAACACGCGACUCCGGUGCUUAGUUUCCAUUCAGUUGUUGUUGGCUCCAUAGGCUCCCCACCCAGGAAAGAAGUAUCCAGAUUAUCCCAUAUCCCAUAUCCAGACACCAUGCUGCUCAUCUGGCUGCUAUUGCUCACCAUUGUGACACUUAAUUUUUGGUUGAGACACAAGUACGACUACUUCAGGAGUCGUGGGAUUCCGCACCUGCCACCCUCCUCUUGGUCACCAAUGGGCAAUCUGGGACAACUUCUAUUCCUGCGCAUUUCUUUUGGCGAUCUCUUUCGGCAGCUCUACGCAGAUCCACGAAAUGGUCAGGCGAAGAUCGUUGGCUUCUUUAUCUUCCAAACACCGGCGAUUAUGAUUCGGGAUCCGGAGCUAAUCCGCCAGGUGUUGAUUAAGAAUUUCAACAACUUUCUCAACCGAUUCGAAUCGGCGGACGCCGGAGAUCCCAUGGGUGCACUGACGCUACCGCUGGCUAAGUACCAUCACUGGAAGGAAAGUCGGCAGUGCAUGUCCCAGCUCUUCACCAGCGGCCGUAUGCGGGAUGUCAUGUACCGCCAAAUGUUGGAUGUGGCCAUCGACCUGGAGCAGUACCUGAACAGGAAGCUGGGGGAUCGGCUGAAGCGCGUUCUGCCACUGGAAAGAAUGUGCCAGUUGUACACCACCGACGUGACGGGAAGUCUCUUCUAUAGCCUGAAUGUCGGCGGAUUGCGUCGUGGGCGAUCCGAGUUGCUAACGAAAACCAAGGAACUAUUUAACACCAAUCCUCGCAAGGUUCUUGACUUCAUGAGUGUAUUCUUUCUGCCCAAGUGGACGGGUCUGCUGAAGGCGAAAGUUUUUACCGAAGACUAUGCGCGCUAUAUGAGGCACUUGGUGGAGGAUCAUCACGAGCCCACCAAAGGAGAUCUCAUCAAUCAAUUACAGCACUUUCAGUUGAGCCGCUCAUCCAACCACUAUUCCCAGCAUCCGGACUUUGUUGCCUCGCAGGCGGGCAUUAUACUGCUGGCCGGAUUUGAAACAUCCUCAGCCCUGAUGGGAUUCACUCUCUAUGAGCUGGCCAAGGCGCCGGAUAUUCAAGAACGACUGAGGAGGGAGCUACGAGAAGCCUUCAACUCCACUGCUACCCUGAGUUAUGACACACUGAUGACUCUGCCCUAUCUCAAAAUGGUGUGUUUGGAGGCACUGCGUCUCUAUCCGGCUGCUGCUUUCGUCAACAGAGAAUGCACCAGCUCAGCAUCCGAGGGAUUCUCUCUGCAGCCACAUGUGGAUUUCGUAAUUCCACCAGGGAUGCCAGCAUACAUUUCAAUACUCGGCCUCCACCGCGAUGAAAGGUUUUGGCCGGAGCCCUGCCUCUUUGAUCCCGAGAGAUUCGCUCCGGAGCGGUCUAGGCACAUUCACCCGAUGACCUACAUACCCUUUGGAGCUGGUCCACAUGGCUGCAUUGGUAGUCGCCUGGGCGUCCUCCAACUGAAACUGGGCAUAGCGCACUUUUUAAAACAAUAUUGGGUUGAGACUUGCGAACGAACAGUGUCGGAGAUUCGCUUCAAUCCAAAGUCCUUCAUGUUGGAGUCUCAGAAUGAGAUAUACCUAAGAUUCUGCAGGAGUAGUUUGUAGAGUUAUAGGCAUCCUAAAACAAUCGGCUGUGAUAUGUAAUCACCUCUGUUCCUAUAAUCUAAAUAGAACCCUAAUGUUCCGAAAACUUUGAACUUAAAACGAAGCGGAAAGUAUUUAUGAUAGUAUAUUUAAGGUUUCCUUACACUCCUGGAUCAAUGAAUCACAAUAGAAAAUUAUCUUCA
Molecule: messenger RNA, 3603 nt
Organism: Drosophila sechellia
Lineage: Eukaryota; Metazoa; Arthropoda; Insecta; Diptera; Drosophilidae
Product: Cytochrome P450 6g1
Exons: 7
Coding region: 206-3421 (1071 amino acids)
Biological process (GO): response to DDT; insecticide catabolic process
Molecular function (GO): monooxygenase activity; oxidoreductase activity, acting on paired donors, with incorporation or reduction of molecular oxygen; heme binding
Source: RefSeq, a predicted model, not a curated record